CAGAUGUGUCCUCUCCGGAUCUGGUGAAAUGGCGCAGCGAGGAAUUCAGAUGGACGAGGAAAAACUCUGCUGUUCGAUCUGUUUGGAUCUACUGAAGGAUCCGGUGACUAUUUCCUGUGGUCAUAACUACUGUAUGAGCUGUAUUAGAAGCCACUGGGAUGAAGAGGAUCAGAAGGGAAUCUACAGCUGUCCUCAGUGCAGACUGCUCCUUGUACCGAGGCCUGUGCUGUUGAAAAACACCAUGUUGGCAGAUUUAGUGGAGGACCUGAAGAAGACAGGACUCCAAGCUGCUCCAGCUGAUCACUGCUAUGCCGGACCUGGAGAUGUGGCCUGUGAUUUCUGCACUGGGAGGAAGCUGAAAGCCCUCAAGUCCUGUCUGCAGUGUCUGGUCUCUUACUGUGAGCAGCACCUCCAGCCUCACUAUGAAGUUGUUCCAUUAAAGAAACACAAGCUGGUCGACCCCUCCAAGAAGCUUCAGGAGAACAUCUGCACUCGUCACAAUGAGGUGAUGAAGAUUUUCUGCCGCACUGAUCAGCAGUGUAUCUGUUAUCUCUGCUCCAUGGAUGAACAUAGAGGCCACGACACAGUUUCAGCUGCAGCAGAAAUGACUGAGAAACAGAAAGAGCUCGGGGCGAGUCGGCAAAAGAUCCAGCAGAGAAUCCAGAAUGGAGAGAAAGAUGUGAAGGUGCUCCAGCAGGAGGUGGAGGCUAUCAAUCACUCUGCUGAUAAAGCAGUGAAGAACAGCGAGAAGAUCUUCACAGAUCUGAUCCGUCUCAUUGAGAAAAGAAUCUCAGAUGUGAAGCAGCAGGUCAGAUCUCAGCAGAAAACUGAAGUGAGUCGAGUCAAAGAGCUUCAGGAGAAGCUGCAGCAGGAGAUCACUGAUCUGAGGAAGAGAGACACUGAACUGGAGCAGCUGUCACACACAGAGGACCACACACAGUUUCUACAGAACUACCCCUCGCUGUCAAAUCUCGCUGUCUCUGAAAAGUCAUCCAGCAUCAAUAUCCGUCCUGUGCGACACUUUGAGGAUGUGACAGCAGCUGUGUCAGAGGCCAGAGAUAAACUCGAGAACAUUCUUACUGAGGCGUGGACCAAGAUCUCACUGACAGGGACUGAAGUGGAUAUUUUACUGCCACAGGCAGAGCCCAAGACCAGGGCUGAUUUCUUACAGUAUUCAUGUCAAAUCACACUGGAUCCAAACACAGCAAACACACAGCUGUUAUUAUCUGAAGGGAACAGAAAAGCAACAAUGAGGAGAACAUCAACAAGCACAGAGCUAAAGAUGUUACAAUUUGGUCGCCCAGGUUCACGCAGCAACAUUGACAGUCUUCAAGUCCUGAGCAGAGAGAGUUUGACUGGACGUCAUUACUGGGAGGUGGAGUGGAGUGGGUUUGCAGUUUCAGUAGCAGUCACAUAUGCGCACAUGAGAAGAGCAGUCUAUGAAAGUGCAUUUGGGAACAAUGACAAGUCUUGGGCAGUAUAUUGGUUGGUAAAUGGUUAUGAAUUCAGACACAACAACAUCAUAACUCCCAUCUCAGGUCCUCAGUCCUCCAGAGUAGGAGUGUACCUGGAUCACAGUGCAGGUAUUCUGUGUUUCUACAGCGUCUCUGAAACCAUGACUCUCCUCCACAGAGUCCAGACCACAUUCACUCAGCCACUCUAUGCUGGACUUUUUGUAGGUUUUGGAUCCACAGCUGAGCUCAAGUAGACAGAAAUGAUUAGGUGGAUGGGGGAGAUUCUGUUUAUUUAAAUAGAUCUUUUCUCCAUCUUUGCCGCUCGCCUCUCUUUGCUGUGAUGUUUCUGCACUUCCCACUGAUGACCUGAUAAUCAUGACUCUGCUGUCUUCUACCUUCGAUUCUCUGUUGAUAUUGUUUAAAUGUUGGAACGUUUUG
Sebastes umbrosus (honeycomb rockfish) is the source of this 1892-nucleotide messenger RNA. Its product is annotated as tripartite motif-containing protein 16-like. Gene Ontology annotation, molecular function: protein binding; zinc ion binding. Lineage: Eukaryota; Metazoa; Chordata; Actinopteri; Perciformes; Sebastidae. The transcript has 3 exons. The coding region runs from base 29 to 1708 and encodes 559 amino acids. The record is from RefSeq and is a predicted model, not a curated record.